AUGCCUGGCUCAGACGAACUCGAGUAUCUCAAGUCGCUCGUUUCGCAGCUAAAUUCGAAAAUCCAGGCCUUGGAGGCCAAGACGAAGGACGCGGUCACGGGGCAGAAGAAAACGCCAGCACAGCAGUUGCGCACCGUUCUCAUGGGCCCUCCUGGUGCAGGGAAGGGCACACAGGCGCCGCGAAUCCGGAGUGAGUUUUGUGUCUGCCAUCUUGCCACGGGCGACAUGCUGCGCGAGCAGGUCGCCCAGAAGACCAAGCUCGGCGUGGAAGCCAAGAAGAUUAUGGACGCGGGAGGGCUUGUCAGCGACGACAUCAUGGUUGGUAUCAUCAAGGACCAGCUUGAGAACAACAAGGAGUGCAAGAACGGAUUCGUUCUGGACGGCUUCCCCCGUACAGUGCCUCAGGCCGAGAAGCUUGAUGCCAUGCUCGACGCGCGGAAAGAAAAGAUCGAUUCCGUUGUCCAACUGGUCAUUGACGACCAACUGCUCAUCUCUCGAAUUACUGGCCGGCUGAUUCAUCCCGCUAGCGGUCGAACAUAUCAUAGAGAGUUCAGCCCUCCCAAGAAGCCUAUGGUAGACGAUGUUACUGGCGAACCCCUGAUCCAGCGCUCCGACGACAACGUCGAGGCUUUGCGGAAGCGUUUGACGGUAUUCCACUCGCAGACAGGCCCGGUAAUCGAGUAUUACAAGCAGAAGGGAUUGUGGCGACCAAUUGAUGCAGCGCAGUCACCGAGUCUCGUGUGGGACAACCUGCGGAAGCAUCUGCGCCAUCGCCAAUCGCCUCCCCCGCCUCCCUCUGCAGCGCGCAGCUUCGUCCGGAAUGAAAGACACAACACCUCUCCAGCGAGGCAUGGCCUGUCUCUGCUGUCGAAGGAGGAAAAUGGUAUUGUCCCAAAAUGCGACGGCUUGCGCCCAGUCUGCUCCCAAUGCCUCAAGUCGAAUCGCUCGACAGAGUGCCAGUACUACGAGAAGAAACAUGUCAGUCGCACCCAGCUACUCCGGCAAAAGGUGGCGAAACUCGAAGCUCGUCUUCGCCAGCUGGAAUCGGAACAGGCUGACUCCGAAGACUCCCCUCCUUCGUCUUCGUCGUCGUCCUCUUACGCCCCAUCACCCUCAGCCUCAUCUCACACAUCUCCCGCACCACACUUCCACAACACGGAACCCAAAUUGCCAGCUUCGUCCAGCUCUUCCGCCCCUAUUGUCGAUGCUGGCUUACCACUCGACCUGCCCCUCUCAUCUUCAUUCGAGUCCAGCUGGUGGGAGGAUUCAGAAUCAUUCUGCGAGAAUAAACAGACACUCGUCGAUAUAUUCUUUUCACACCGACAUCAAUGCGCAUUCGAUGUCCAUCUCGGGAGAUUCCAAGCUUCCCUACAUCUCGCACCUCCACAUCGACCCCAUCCGGCUCUGCUUGACUCCAUCUAUCUAUUAGCAUGCUACUUCUCACGACUUCCCCAUCUCAGCGAGCUCGAAUCCCACUUUCUCAAACGUGCAUUGCAGGGCAUCGCGGAGGCCCUGCACAAGCAAGACCGUAUUGUGCAGGUCCUACAGGCAUCGUGCUUGAUAGCUGUUUACUUUUUCUGCAAUGGCCGCGCUCUCGAGGGCUACUACCACUCGUCCACCUCCGCGCGGCUAGCGAUCGACCUGGGCCUGCACCAACUGCGCGCCGCUGACUGUAACGUGACUCCAGUCCCCUCUGCUGAAAUUUAUGAUCCUGUAUAUCCAUCCGAACAACCAUUCCAUCUCUUGCCGCCAUGCGACACCAUCGAGCAUGCUGAGCGAAUCGCGGCGUUCUGGCAAAUCUGCAUCGUAGACCGCGCGUGGUCUGUCGCGACGGGCUUGCCGUCUGCACUGCCAGACGAUGUCCAUCCAAAGACGCAAAUCGAGACGUCCUGGCCCAUGAGCAUCAUGGAGAUGUCGAUGAGCCUCGAGGUCGUGGGCCCGCUAUUGCUGGUGUCACCGUACAGUACGAUUAGCGCCCCGGCGUCGUGUGUGGCGGCUUCGAUCGUGACAUUGCGCGCCAAGGCUGUGAUGCUGUUCGAACGCACGGCACGCUUUGCCGCAGCUGCGGAACACAGCGCGCCUGACUGGGUUGAGCAGCGAUCACUGGAGAUGUCGGUGGACCAGUUCGCGGCGAAUUUGCCAGGGAUCAGCCGGUACGCGACAGGGCCUUUCGGAACCGCACAUGGAGAGCCAGAUGUGGACCUGGUGCAUAUCCACACGCUCAUCUAUGUAGCGACGAUACACCUAAACCGGGAUCUAAUUGAAGGUCAGCGGGCGUCGUUCGAGAAGUGCCUUGUAUCGGCAGAUGCAGUAACAGCUAUUGUGCGGGAACUAAAGGAUCAGGAUUACGGCUUCCUGGACCCUAUCAGUGGGGCAUGCUGGCGCUAUGUUGCGGACGCCUACUUGCAGAUCCUGAGCGCCGUGCAAAGAUGCGCAGGCUACUGUGAUGUGCUCGCAGUGAACGAGAACCUGAACAUUCUGCUCGUCGCUAUGCGACGACUUGCGUUGUUCUUUCCGAUUGCUGGGAUACAGGCAUCCGAGAUAGAGCAGCAACAACUAUUGCAGCAGGCCAUCCCCGUUUGA
Fibroporia radiculosa is the source of this 2583-nucleotide messenger RNA. RefSeq lists its product as uncharacterized. Gene Ontology annotation, biological process: DNA-templated transcription; regulation of DNA-templated transcription; ADP biosynthetic process. The transcript is spliced from 11 exons. NCBI's taxonomy places the organism in Eukaryota, Fungi, Basidiomycota, Agaricomycetes, Polyporales, Fibroporiaceae. The record is from RefSeq and is a predicted model, not a curated record. Gene Ontology annotation, molecular function: AMP kinase activity; zinc ion binding; DNA-binding transcription factor activity, RNA polymerase II-specific. Bases 1 to 2583 code for a protein of 860 amino acids. Gene Ontology annotation, cellular component: mitochondrion; cytoplasm.